Messenger RNA from Hordeum vulgare subsp. vulgare (domesticated barley), 2501 nucleotides. RefSeq lists its product as uncharacterized. Bases 228 to 2303 code for a protein of 691 amino acids. The transcript has 2 exons. The record is from RefSeq and is a predicted model, not a curated record. Lineage: Eukaryota; Viridiplantae; Streptophyta; Magnoliopsida; Poales; Poaceae.
GGUUAGGCUGCAUAUCGCUUUCCAUCUAUCGCCUCGUCGCCCUCCUUUCGGGACAUCAUGACGAUUCCAAUGUGUUUCGUGCACUCAUCUUGUUCUAUGCUCUCGUGCUUCUCCAAGGUGGAUUGUUCAUCUUGUGGUUGUGUCUCAAGUUGUAUCGUUCUUAUCUUGCAAACCACGUGAGCUGCAAGUACGGACUUGAGGACAACAGAGAAUUGAUUGACAAAUAUAUGGACAAAACCUUGAGCACGGCCAUAAAGAAUGGGGUGUCAAGUACCAUCAACAGGAACCUGGCUUCCUUCGCAUCAGACUUGAUUAAAUCUGACUACAGUCAGGAUCACACUGAUGCAGUUUUGGUGAUGCAUACAUUGACAUCCCAAGAGGAGCAUAGAACAAGAACUCUAUCCCAGAUACAAUCCUCGCCGCUCUGUGUUUCCAGGCUGCUUGACAUGGUUACCUCAAAGAGCCGCACUGAUCAGAGGACAAAAAUAUGCAUCGCAGAAAUUGUGGCACAUCUUGCUAGCAACCUGCGCCUGGCUGACAUAUCAGGAGCAACAGAGUCCAUAUCUUCCAUGAUUAAUCCCUACUUCACGAAAAUAUCAGCCCCAGCUACCAAUGUCAACAUUGACCAUCAGACAGCUAUUGAUAUCACAACUGACCCGCAGGGGCUUGUUCAGUUAGCCAGCGGUACCAGUGGAGCUGAAAGCAAACCUCUAAUUAUCCAUGGCCUGUUGAUUCUUGCCAAGCUUGCAGUUAACCCGGACAACUGCAAACACAUAUAUGAUUACAAGGGUCUCCUCUCCAAGAUAAUAUCUCCAGUCAAAAAUAAAGUGUAUGACAUGCCCAGAGAUGAUGGUAUCACCAUGGAAAUAACUGAGAAGGCACUGGAAGUGGUGAGCAUGCUUGUCAGUGGCACAGAUGAAACCAAUGAAAAGAUACGCCGAGAGAUUUGUAGCAAUGGGAUAGCAGUGAAUGAUAUCCGCUCAAUCUUGGAAAAGGGCCACAUGUACAACAAGCUAAAGGUUCCAGCAACAAAGAUCCUUACGGAGCUAUCUUUGGAUACGUUCACUCAACCUACCCUUGGACUUGAUGGCGUAGCGAUAUUCAUUAACUACUUGAUGGGUAUCUUAUUUGCUGCUGCAAAUGUGAGUGAAGAACUCAAGAAUACCGCAGGGGAAGCAUUGGCAGUACUGGCAAUGGACAAUGCCAAUUGUAUGAGGAUCAUGGAUUUCAGCAGAGAGACAAUUCAGUUGCUCACAGAUAUGAUUCCUACGGAAAACGCCAGAUUAUAUCAAACUGCCAUAGCACAACUGCUGAUGCAACUUUGUGCAAAUUCAAAUCCUGCAGAAAGGGAGGAGCGUCUCGCGUCAGUCAAAACAAAUCUACAUGAGGUGCUCAAAGUUAUAUGCAAUGUUGAACAAGCAGAAAAUGCAAAUCAGGUGGGUUCUCCACAGCACAACUUAGGCCAGCAACAAGCAGCAAACGUAAAUCAGGCAGGUUCUCCCGGGCAUAAUUCGGUCCAGCAACAAGCAGCAAAUGCAAAUCAGGUGGGUUCUCCACAGCACAAUUCAGGCCAGCAACAAGCAGCAAACACACAUCAGGCGGGUUCUCCCCAGCAUAACCCGGGCCAGCAACAAGCAACAGACACAAAUCAGGUGGGUUCUCCACAGCACAACCUUGGGCAACAACAAGCAGCAAACGCAAAUCAGGCGGGUUCUCCACAGCACAACCGGGGCCCGCCCUCAUUUUCUCGGGCACUUUAUCGCUUGAACAGUUUUCUCGGGGCUCACCACUCUCACGCUGCUAACAGAAACAAUCCCAGUGACAAUUUGCCGGUUGUUUCUCAGCUCGAAGGUGCUAAAAGAAAAUCCCUGGCAGCCUUCUUAGGCCUUACAUUGCAGAUAUGUGACAAACUGCAGAUCAGCUCUGAUGAUUUUGAUAAUGCACUUGCGCUCAUUCCUCUUUCCAUGGAUGGCUUUGUGGAUAGACUGAAUCAUAUAAUAGAACAGUGCAAGGGCCACUCUUUUGAUAGCUUGGAAGGGAAGGGUCCCUCAGUUGAGUACCUGAUAAUAAUCAAGACAGUGACAAAGUUAUGUACAUGGAUGAUGCAACGCAAGCCAGACUGCAUUACAGUAUUCCAGAACAGGAACACUAGCACAAAACUGCAGGGUGCUUUGGAGGAUAUGAGAGACCUGGAACUAGGUAUACUCCUUACCGGCAGUGCACGGGACAUGGAUAAUUACCAAACCCUUUCAACCAUCGUUGGUGUUGCACGGCAAAUGAUGGAUGCUAAUGUGCAGAUUUAAAUAGGAAUUAAGAGGCGGAUAAGUAUUAGUACAAGUUUGCAGUUUUUUUCGGGUGUCUUACUUUUCAGAGAAUUGUUUUGCGCCGUGUGUCUCCGCACGUGUCAAGAAUCAACAUAGCUACUUCAUUUUAUAUCUUUCCGGUUGAGCUCUUUUAUGGUACCCGGGGACAAAUAUUGACCGUCCAUUUAUAAAAUCUAA